This is a messenger RNA of Aaosphaeria arxii CBS 175.79, 864 nucleotides long. RefSeq lists its product as uncharacterized. The transcript has a single exon. Gene Ontology annotation, biological process: fatty acid beta-oxidation. Gene Ontology annotation, cellular component: peroxisome. The coding region runs from base 373 to 786 and encodes 137 amino acids. Lineage: Eukaryota; Fungi; Ascomycota; Dothideomycetes; Pleosporales. Gene Ontology annotation, molecular function: delta(3)-delta(2)-enoyl-CoA isomerase activity; enoyl-CoA hydratase activity. The record is from RefSeq and is a predicted model, not a curated record.
AUAACCUGCACCUCCCCCUCCCCCAGCGUCUUCGUCCUCGACUUCUCCCACGGCAAGCAGAACCGCGUCACGACCCCCUUCCUGGAAGCGUUCUCGGAGGCGCUCGACAGGCUGGAGCGGGAGGAGAAGACAGGAGUGGUUGUGUUCACGAGUACCGCAAACCAGAAAUUUUUCAGCAAUGGGUUCGAUCUAGAGCACGUGGGGGAGAACCCGGAUAUCGUGGAGAGGGCGGUGCUGCCGUUGUUGCGGAGGUUGAUGGUGUAAGAUUAACAAAUUUCCUCUUUACUUUUAUGCUCAGAAUCUUCAUCUUGUGUUUUCCUAUUUUCUUUCUUUUUGGUUGUUUGACGACUGACCAUUUCCCCCAGCUAUCCCAUGCCCACUAUCGCCCUCCUAAACGGCCACGCCUUCGGCGCCGGUGUCUUCAUCGCCAUGGCCGCCGACUACCGCGUGCAAAACCCCUCUCGCGGCUUCUUCUGCCUCCCCGAGGUCGACAUAGGCCUCCGCAUCCCGCCGCCCAUUGCCACCAUGAUCCGGCGCAAGAUGGCGCAUCCGCACGCGUACCGCACCGCCGCGCUGGAGGGGAAGCGUCUCGGUGGGAAAGAGGCGCUCGAUUUGGGGAUCGUGGAUGUGUUGGGUGGGAUGGAGGAGUGUGUGGGGUUGAUUGAGGAGAGGGGGUUGGUGGCGAAGUCUGAGGGGGGCGUUUAUGGGGUGCUGAAGAGGGAUGCGUAUAGUGAUGUUCUGGAGGGGUUUGAGGUGGGGAAGGAGGGCGAGAAGGCGAAGUUGUAGGGGGAUGGAUGUUGUGUGUUGCUGAAGUGCAUCGUUGCUAUGCUAGUGCUCUAAUUGAGCAGUGGUCAUCUGUGAAGC